AUGGGUAUCGCUGUUGGAGCGUCGACUCUUAAGUCCGACUUGGACGCGACUAAUGCUCAAAGCCCUGAGCUAGAGCAGGUCAACUGGUGGCAAGAUCCUGGUAUGCGCAAGCUCUAUUUCUGGGCUGCCGUGCUUUGUGUCGCUUCUGCCACUACUGGAUACGAUGGAAUGAUGCUUAACACCUCCCAGAAUUUGGAUACAUGGCAAGAAUACUUCAACCAUCCCAAUGGCGCUGAGCUCGGGUUGAUGAAUGCAAUCUAUCAAAUUGGAAGUCUUGCCAGUUUCCCUUUCGUUCCCUUCAUCGCUGAUCGAUGGGGUCGCAAGAUUCCCAUCAUGAUCGGAUGUGUUUUGAUGAUUUUGGGUGGCUUGCUUGGUGCAUUCUGCACAAACUACGGAAUGUAUGUCGCCGGUCGAUUGCUCCUCGGUUUCGGCAACAGUCUAGCCCAAAUGGCAUCCCCAGUCCUACUCAGUGAAAUCUGCCACCCCCAACACCGUGGAAAGGUCACCGCUAUCUAUAACUGUUUGUGGAAUCUUGGUGCACUAGUUGUGGCAUGGAUUGCAUGGGGAACGAUGUAUAUCCCCAACGAUUGGUCAUGGCGCAGUUUGACUAUCCUUCAAAUCUUCCCUGCUGCCAUUCAGAUCGUCUUCAUCUGGUGGGUCCCGGAAUCUCCCCGUUGGCUCGUCUCAAAGGAGCGGUACGAGGAAGCAUUGGACACACUUGCCUAUUACCACGGAAAUGGAGAUAAAAAUAACGCCACCGUUCAGUUCGAGUACCGUGAGAUUAAGGAGACUAUCAGCUUGGAGAUGCGGUUCCAAAAGAACAGCAGCUACUUGGACUUCAUGAGAACUAAGGGUAACCGUUACCGUUUGGCAAUUUUGGUUUCUCUUGGAAUCAUUUCCCAAUACAGUGGCAAUGCCUUGUUCAGCAACUACACCAAUCUGAUCUACAACAGUAUGGGUAUUACUGAACAAACCAAGAAGAUUCCCCUCAAUGGUGGACAAACCCUACUCAGUCUGGUUGUCAGUGUUUCUAGUGCAUUCUUCGUUGACCGAGUCGGACGGCGACCUCUUUUCUUGAUUUCCACAGUUGGAAUGGUUCUCAUGUUCCUCGCAUGGACCGUCGUUUCCUCCGUCUACGAAAGAACCCAAGAUGUCAAGUCUGCCGGCUACCCACAAGUCGUCUUUGUCUGGCUCUUCUCUGUUUUCUACGCCAUUGCCUGGUCGGGGCUCCUCGUCGCCUACUCAAUCGAGAUCUUGCCCUACCGCCUGCGCGCCAAGGGCGUUAUGAUUAUGAACUUGACAGUGCAGGCAUCUCUGGUUCUCGGAAAUUACACCAACCCAAUUGCGUGGGAGAACCUUCCUCACCACUGGAAUCUAUCGCUGAUCUACACUAUUUGGAUUUUCAUUGAGCUUUGCUUCGUCUACUUCUUCUAUGUUGAGACCCGGGGUCCCACUCUCGAGGAGCUGGCUAAGAUCUUCGAUGGUGAUGAUGCCGCUGUGGCACAUGUUGAUCUCCAGCAGGUUGAGAAGGAGAUUGCAAUCACUGAGAAGGAAUCACCUGAGUAUAGGGAACAUGCUUGA
Molecule: messenger RNA, 1581 nt
Organism: Penicillium vulpinum
Lineage: Eukaryota; Fungi; Ascomycota; Eurotiomycetes; Eurotiales; Aspergillaceae
Product: putative MFS hexose transporter
Exons: 9
Coding region: 1-1581 (526 amino acids)
Biological process (GO): carbohydrate transport; transmembrane transport
Cellular component (GO): membrane
Molecular function (GO): carbohydrate:proton symporter activity
Source: RefSeq, a predicted model, not a curated record